AGUUUUUUGCACCGUCACAUGUGCACCAACACGAAAGUAUGUGCGAAAGGGGCAGGAUGCUAAGAGGAAGGUAUCAGAGCAAGAAUGAUUAUUUUGACGAAUAAAAAGACUGAGUAAUAACUGUCUAUUUUUUAAUGGAAGUCAAUUUGAUUUUGACCUUCUUUGAAUUUGUGGGUCCUAGCAGAAAAGAAUAGCAGAAAUGGAAAAAAUUAAGUUUAACCAUGUAUAAUGGAGAUAUUUUGCUUUUUUUUUACAGGAAAGAAACCAUACAUUGUGAUUGCUGUGAGUGUUGGUCUCCUGUGUGUUAUUCAGGCGGUUCUCAACAUUUCACUUCGUCUUUCUCUCACAUGUUCUGGGGGAACUGAGGAGAUUUUGAAGAACAGGACCAAUGAGGGAGAGUCAAAGAACGUGACCAUUAAGGAUGAGUCAAAGAGUGUGACCAAUAAGGACGAGUCAAAGAACCUGACAAAUGAGAGGGAUGAGCUCAGGCAGAAGAUGAAGAAAUAUGGUUAUUUGUUUUUGAUUGUAUUGCUUGAAGUAUAUUUUCUUCUUCUAACAACUUUUUACCAAAAAGAGUGGCAGUAUUUGAACGGAAGCUUGUAUUACGUCUCUACAACCACUGCAAACUGGCAGGAGAGUCGAAAUGACUGUUUGUCGAAGGGAGCAGACCUGGUUGUCAUCAAUGAUGCUGCUGAGAACGUGAGUGCGCUAAUUUUUCAGGUUCUUACAAAUGAUUUUGCCAGAGGAUUCGGAAAGAGAGUCUGGCUUGGGCUGUACAAAAAUGGAUCCAGCUGGAGAUGGGUUGAUGGAAGUUACCUUACAAUUAGCUUUUGGGAUGAAGGAGAACCGAACAACGAUAAGGACCAGGAAGACCGGGUGGAAAUGGCAGCUGUUGUCAGCCAGAUCAGAGCGGAGAGAGAUACGUGCGGGAAGUUUUACCUGCUGCUCCCGGAAUCUCUGGGGCGUCGAUGA
This is a messenger RNA of Oryzias melastigma (Indian medaka), 972 nucleotides long. RefSeq names its product C-type lectin domain family 4 member M-like. Gene Ontology annotation, molecular function: signaling receptor activity. The record is from RefSeq and is a predicted model, not a curated record. The transcript is spliced from 7 exons. Lineage: Eukaryota; Metazoa; Chordata; Actinopteri; Beloniformes; Adrianichthyidae. Bases 229 to 972 code for a protein of 247 amino acids.